AUGGCGGCGGCCAGAGGAGUAGACCGGCUGAGUGAUCUGCCGGAGCCGAUUCUACUCCACAUCCUCUCUAUGUUGUCGGAUGCAAAACAAGUUGUGCGAACCAGCCUACUCUCUACAAGAUGGCGAUUUCUUUGGGUGUCUGUUCCAUUAAAUCUCUCUUUCCGUUUCCCCUAUGGUGGAAAUCAAAAUGACACUGUUGCUUACCUGGCCUCCGUCCAUAGAGAGCUUUAUUAUUGGAAAUCUUGCAAGAAAAUCAAGAGCUUUUGUAUCGGGGGCCUUGGGUAUGAUGAGAUUUAUUCUAAAGAUGUUGAUUUAUGGAUACAUUUUGCUACUAAAGUUGCAAAUGUUGAAUUCUUUUCACUUUCAUUGAUUACUGCAAGUCAACAAAAUUAUAAGUUUCCGCAGUUUGGGUAUAAAAACUCGUCGUUAAAGCAAUUGAUUUUAAAUCGAUGUCAAUUGAACCCUUGUGCUAGUGUUAAUUGGAGUAAUUUGGGUUUUCUUUCAAUUGGGUUCAUGGAAUUGACGGAUGGUGCUAUGGAAAAGGUAUUAUCUGGUUGCCCUAACUUGGAAUGCUUGGAAUUAAAAAAGGUUUGGGGCAUGCAACGUCUGGUAAUUAGAUCUGUGAACAUGACAAUACUGAUUAUCGAAGAGUACUACGAUAAGAAUCAUGAUAUUUGGCUUGAAAUAAUAGCUCCGCAUGUUAAACAUUUGGAAAUCUUGGGAUUGUGUAGUCAGAUACGCAUCAUACAGAGGAAUGUUUCUUCCCUUCAUUAUGUUGUCCUUCGUUUUUAUUUUGAUUUUAAGGUUGAGGAAAGCAACUUAGAGAAGGAGUUUUGCUGUUUGAAGGAACUUCUUCAUGGUGUUGCCUAUGUCGAGUUUCUUGAACUGAGUAGCUGGUGCAUCAAGUGCCUGUCCAUUCUGAAGUUGAAAGGGUGGCAGUCUCCAACAUCAAGCCGGAAUUUAUUGGACCUUCAAAUAAACGAAGGCCAAUUAGACUUCCCUGGAAUUUGCAGCUUGCUACAGAGCUCAUUGGAUCUUGAGACAUUGUUCAUUGAUUUGCAUGGGGAUUCAUCAAGUGACUUGCUGUUAAGUUACACAAAUGAGGGUAAACAAAUCCAGAGGUUUGAGACACAUAACUUUAACAACUCAUUUCCACAUCUGAAGACUGUUAAGAUUGCUAACCUUAGGGGACUACUAAGUGAAAAUAAGUUUUUGCUGCCACUGGUUAAGUAUUUGCUCAAACAUGCGAUCGUGCUAGAAAAGUUUGUCAUUGCUGUAUUAUUAUUUGGGAGUGAUGCGUUUCCAGAUCAUGCUGAAAUGACACAGGAGUUACUAAGCCUUCCAAGAUCAUCUCCACACAUUUCAGUUGUCAUUUCUCAUCGAUAA
Solanum pennellii is the source of this 1386-nucleotide messenger RNA. Its product is annotated as putative F-box/LRR-repeat protein At3g28410. The record is from RefSeq and is a predicted model, not a curated record. Gene Ontology annotation, molecular function: protein binding. The coding region runs from base 1 to 1386 and encodes 461 amino acids. Lineage: Eukaryota; Viridiplantae; Streptophyta; Magnoliopsida; Solanales; Solanaceae. The transcript is spliced from 3 exons.